Molecule: messenger RNA, 2702 nt
Organism: Tachysurus fulvidraco (yellow catfish)
Lineage: Eukaryota; Metazoa; Chordata; Actinopteri; Siluriformes; Bagridae
Gene: pitpnc1a
Product: phosphatidylinositol transfer protein cytoplasmic 1a
Exons: 9
Coding region: 526-1449 (307 amino acids)
Biological process (GO): phospholipid transport
Cellular component (GO): cytoplasm
Molecular function (GO): phosphatidylinositol transfer activity; phosphatidylinositol binding
Source: RefSeq, a predicted model, not a curated record
GUCCUGUGCUAGGACUGAUCACCAACAUUGACAAUCAGGGUUAUCUGGAGGAGGCUGAAAACCUCACACUGUGGUGUCAGCUCAACAAUCACUAAUAGGACAAAGGAGCUGGCCAUCAAAUUAGGGAAGCAGUGCAAGAGGAGCUACAGCACACUCUACAUCAAUGGGACCCCUGUGGAAUCCUGCACUUCAAAUAUCUGGGAGCUCCGAUAUACAAGGUCUAAUAUAGUCAGCACACACUGAGGUGGUGGUGAAGAAGGUGCAACAGCAUCUUUAUUGUCUCUGAGCACUGAUAGAGAUCAAAUUGCCCUUUCACAUCCAUACCUAUUUCAACCACUGAAAGCAUCCCGACAGGCCACAUGUGUAGAACCAAGAAUAAUCUGGACCACAAAGCUCUGAAAAGCCAAGUGUACCACUAGGGAGCAUUUGCCAGACCUGCAGAAAAUCUACACCCUGCAAUGGAGAGAAAUCCAGGAGGACAAUCAAGUACUCUGCUAUUUAAAGUACAGGAUUGGGCAGCUGUACAUGAUCAGCAAACACAGCCACGAGCAGAGCGAUCGAGGCGAGGGCGUGGAGGUGGUGCAGAACGAGCCGUUUGAGGACCCCACAUACGGUUCCGGCCAGUUCACAGAGAAACGCGUCUAUCUCAACAACAAGCUUCCCAGCUGGGCACGAGCCGUUGUUCCCAAGAUCUUCUAUGUAACAGAGAAGGCAUGGAACUAUUACCCCUACACAAUCACCGAGUACACAUGUUCUUUCUUGCCGAAGUUUUCCAUUCACAUAGAGACAAAAUACGAGGACAACAACGGCUGCAAUGACAAUAUUUUUGACGAGCCCAGAGAUGAGGACACUGAGGUGUGUUUCAUUGACAUUGCAUAUGAUGAAAUCCCAGAGCGUUACUUCAAAGAAUCUGAGGAUUUACGCUACUUUAAGUCAGAGAAGACUUCACGGGGUUCGCUGCAGGAGGGCUGGAGAGACACUCAGGACCCCAUCAUGUGCUCCUAUAAGUUAGUGACGGUGAAGUUCGAGGUGUGGGGCCUGCAGACACGCGUGGAGCACUUUGUUCACAAGGUGAUAAGGGAUGUGCUGUCACUAGGUCACAGACAGGCCUUUGCCUGGGUGGAUGAGUGGAUUGACAUGACAAUGGAGGAGGUGAGAGAGUACGAGCGUGCCACACAGGAAGCCACCAAUAAGAAGCUAGGCACAUUUCCCCCAGCCAUCAACAUCAGCACGACGCCUCUGCCAUCGUGCGCACACAGCGGACCAUCCAGUGCCCCAUCAACCCCUCUCUCCACAGAAGCCCCAGACUUCCUCUCUGUGCCCAAAGACAGACCACGCAAGAAAUCAGCACCAGAGGCUCUUACACUCCCUGAUCCAGCCAGACGAGACUCCAGCUAUCGGCUGCCGAGCCUCUUCUCCUGGGGAUCCAGCUCCCGUCAGCCUGAAUGACCCACCUAUGGAAGAGCCCAAGAUCAGUAAUGCAGCUUUCAGAAAAGUGUCUACUAGGCACACACUUACAGCAAGCCAGUCUCUGUUUAAACUAGGAGAGAGGCACAAAUACACACGCAAAGUGGCUUUCCAACCUCUCCAAGCUCUUACUGUACACAGGGGUUCAGUCGAGAUCUAAUCUGCCGUUGAAAAGUGCAUUCCAGCUUUUCAAAAGAAACUUAGUUCACAGUUUACAAUAACUCAGGAGUUGUUUGUGUUACCCUUUUUUCCUUACUACUAGUUAUGUAGUUUUAUUAUUGCAGAUGGACUGACUGUGUAUGCUAUUUGAGGUGGAAUAUACUGUACAAAAUACAUGAUUUUAAUGGAAUAGAUCCUGAUCCACAUCUAAAAUAAUGCAGAGUUUCAACAUUUUCAAUGUAUUUUUGAGUAGAUGCUGGUGUUUGGUUUUAAUUUUGGUUGAAUGACUAGUUUGGCACUGCUGUCCAGUACAGAAAAGGUCCCAGUGUUGAUGAGUAUUGUAAUAAAUGUGCAACGGAUCAUAAGAAUAUCAUAAGACUGGACUGAUUUUGCAAAGCAAAAAAAUGCCUCUAAUUCUUAACAAUAGUGUCAGCCCUGAAAACCACUGGACCUACUGUUCUGUCUCAGUCUAUUGCUGGAUAUGUGGACUACCAAGUUUCUGUAUAUACUGUAUCUCAUCAUCAUCCUUAAUUAACGAUCACCUAUUAUUCAUUAACGUUACCAUUUAUGAUAAUUAAGUAUAUUGUAUUUUUCAUGCUAUUUUCAUGGUAUAACAGUAUGUGGUGCGUUAUCGUAUGUAAAUAGAAAAUCUGGUGUGCAAGGAAUACUUUCCAGGAUGUCUUGAAUGCUGUAUACUCUUCAUGUGCAAAGGAAUGCUUGCUGUUGGACAAUGUGUACUUUGUGAAUGUAUAGGCUUGUUGCUGUCAUUUGAUCACAUAAAAUCGGUUUCAUUCUUUUCUGAGAGACGUCAGCAUCAAGCACAUGGCCAUAUGAAUCAGUUCUUUGAUGUAAACAUCUGGCAUGAAAAUAAAGCUUUAACUCUUGACUGGGCAUGUAGUUAAUUCGCCUUACAGUUGCUUUACCAUCCACGUUGCAAUUGUUCCUUUCUAUACUCAAUUUUCGUGAACCUCUCUUGCAGCUCAUUCUGUCAGUAGCAUUUGUUCACUCCUGCUCACGCUAACAUGAGGCUGCAUUUAACGGUAACUUAGCAACAAGAUAUUUGCAGAGGAUAAUAG